Echinops telfairi (small Madagascar hedgehog) is the source of this 3827-nucleotide messenger RNA. RefSeq names its product protein arginine methyltransferase 9 (gene PRMT9). The transcript has 12 exons. Bases 135 to 2669 code for a protein of 844 amino acids. Gene Ontology annotation, biological process: peptidyl-arginine methylation. Gene Ontology annotation, molecular function: protein binding; protein-arginine omega-N monomethyltransferase activity. The record is from RefSeq and is a predicted model, not a curated record. Lineage: Eukaryota; Metazoa; Chordata; Mammalia; Afrosoricida; Tenrecidae.
CCUAGCUUUGUUGCGCUGGCUCCUAGGUUUCGGUGGCCGUACUCCGUGGAGCCCUCAGGGGACGGCUCCAGUGGCACCUGCCUAAAGCGUUUUCCCUUCCGUUCCACCCGCGCAGGCUCAGCGUGGCCACUGCCAUGCCGAACGCGCGGCCCAGGCCUCGCCCGGGCGCCGCGGGUGGCGCCGGAGCUGCGGGCCGGCACGAGCUGGUGUCGCGGUCCCUGCAGAGCGCAGAGCACUGCCUGGGCGCCCAGGACUUCGGCACCGCCUAUGCUCACUACCUGCUCGUGCUCAGCCUGGCGCCCGAGCUCAAAGACGACCUGAAGGAAACUUUUCAGUAUACGCUCUUCAAAUGGGCUGAGGAGCUUUAUGCCCUCAGUCGCAUACAAGACUUACUUGGUUGCUACGAGCAGGCCUUGGAGCUGUUGCCUGAUGAUGAAGUGAUUUGCAAUAGUAUGGGAGAACAUCUCUUCAGAAUGGGCUUUAGAGAUGAAGCAGCUGGGUAUUUUCACAAAGCAGUGAAGCUAAACCCUGAUUUCAACGAUGCAAAGGAGAAUUUUUAUCGUGUUGCAAAUUGGUUGGUAGAACGUUGGCACUUUAUUAUGCUCAAUGAUACCAAGAGGAAUAUGAUUUAUAAUGCAGCAAUCCAAAAGGCAGUUCAUGCGGGAUAUAAAAGUGUUUUGGACAUUGGGACAGGAACUGGAAUACUAAGUAUGUUUGCUAAGAAAGCUGGUGCACAUCCCGUGUUUGCCUGUGAGUUGUCCAAGACCAUGUAUGAACUGGCCUGCGAUGUGCUGGCAGCAAACAAGAUGGAAGAGAUCAAGCUCUUGCACAUGAAGUCACUUGACAUAGAGAUUCCAAAACACAUUCCUCAAAGAGUGUCCCUAGUUGUAACAGAAACUGUCGAUGCAGGUUUAUUUGGAGAAGGAAUUGUGGAGAGUUUGAUACAUGCAUGGGAAAAUUUACUUUUACAGCCAAAGUCCACAGGUGAAGAUGAUAAUUGUGAGAAGUAUGGGAAAGUUAUACCGGCAAGUGCUGUUAUAUUUGGGAUAGCAGUGGAAUGUGCAGAGAUACGAAGACAUCAUAGGGUUGGUGUUAAAAGCAUUGUGGGGAUCCACUUGCCAACAAAUGUGAAAUUCCAUAGUCCAGCUUAUUCCUCUGUAGAUGCUGAAGAAACCAUUGAACCUUACACAACUGAGAAAAUGAGCCGAGUCCCUGGGGGAUAUGUGCCUUUGACGGAAUGUUUUGAAAUUAUGACAGUAGAUUUCAACAAUCUUCAGGAAUUAAAAAGUCUUGCAACUAAAAGGCCUGAUAAGAUCCGGGUACCUUUUAUUAAAGAAGGCACACUGGAUGCUAUUGUGGUUUGGUUUGUGCUGCAGCUUGAUGAAGAGCACAGUUUAUCUACAAGUCCAAGUGAGGAGACAUGUUGGGAACAGGCUGUCUACCCUGUACAGAACCUGGCAGACUACUGGAUAAAGCCUGGGGACCAUGUAAUGAUGGAUGUUUCUUGUCAAGAUUGUUAUUUAAGGAUCCAGAAUAUCAGUGUCUUGGGUUUGGAACAUAAAAUGGAUGUUGUGAAAAGUUUUUCCAAGACUGAAGAGUCAUCUUCUGCGGGAAAUGAAGCUGAACUCUGUAGUGCCCUAGCUAACCUUCAGACCAGCAAACCAGGCUCUGUAGAGCAGGUGUGUGUAUUGGAAUCUACGGAAAUUGCUUUGCUUAAUAACAUCCCAUAUCAUGAAGGCUUUAAAAUGGCAAUUAGGAAAGUGUUGGCUUCAUUGACUCCAGAGAAACUGUUGCAGGCCAUGGAUACUCAAAGUGAAGAGAUGAACUCCACAGGUGGGCAGAACGAUAGAUCUGUACAGAGUGCCCCUGACCCAUACUAUGUACUAGAUGUGUCUGAAGGCUUCUCGAUUCUGCCGAUAAUUGCUGGCACACUUGGACAGGUUAAACCUUACAGUUCUGUGGAAAAAGACCAACAUCGCCUCACUCUCGACCUCAUUUCUGAGGUGAAUCACUUUCCUAAGGAAACACUUGAGUUUUGGCUGAGACACGUGGAGGAUGAGUCUGCUAUGCUGCAGAGGCCAAAGUCAGACAAGUUGUGGAUCAUAAUCAUAUUGGAUGUCAUUGAACCAUCUGGGCUUAUACAGCAGGAAAUUAUGGAAAAAGCGGCAAUAUCCAGGUGUUUGCUACAAUCUGGAGGCAAAAUCUUCCCUCAGUAUGUGGUGAUGUUGGGGUUACUUGUGGAAUCACAGGUACUGGUAGAAGAGAGUGCUGUCCAAGGAAAAGAACGUACCCUUGGCGUAAAUGUAGCGCCUUUCAUUAACCAGUUUCAAGUACCGAUACGUGUAUUUUUGGACCUAUCUUCACUGCCCUGUAUUCCUUUAAGCAAGCCUGUGGAACUGUUAAGACUAGAUUUAAUGACUCCAUAUUUAAACACCUCCAGCAGAGAAGUAAAGGUACACAUUUGUAAAUCUGGGAAAGUGACCGCCAUUCCAUUUUGGUAUCACAUGUACCUCGAUGACGAUAUUAGGUUGGACACAUCAAGUGAAACCUCCCACUGGAAGCAGGCUGCGGUGGUUUUAGAGAAGCCCAUCCAGGUGGAAAUGGGAGAGGAGCUUGUCCUCAACGUCCAGCACCACAAAAGUAACGUCAGCAUUACUGUGAUGCAGUGACUAGCUGUGUCAUGAGAAUCUGUCUAGGAUAAGCAGCAAGUGAAAAUUCUCCUGACUUCAGUCAAUGAAGUUGUAAUCAUAAAAUGGGGUAUAAAAACUUAAUCCCUUGUAAUUACAAAAGUUUUAAAAAAUGACAUGAAAACUUAAAGGAUCCUAAAUGAAAAUAAAAAUAUUGCUGUAAGAAGACAUUUUAGACAAUAAUUAUUUUUCAAAUCAGGAGACUUUAUUAAUUUGUAUUACCUGUUCUUACUGUAGAUGAAAUUUUGUUAACACUUGGCUGAACACUCUAAAGCUAAAGAGAAGGGUUUCUAGCGUUUUCCCUCAUUAUUGCAACACUUUCAUUUUUUCAGGUGUCUGGCAAAUUUGUAAUUUGAAAUACCCAAAAGUAGCCUUCCAUUGCCCAAAGGAUAUGGUUAUUUGUAAAUUUCAAGCUUGCUUCCUGUAUUCAGAUCUCUGAUUUUGUUUGGGAAAUACCAACUUGAAAUAAGACUUUAAUUUUAAACUAUAAGCUAAAUGGAAUAGAGAGUUAAGAAGUCUGCUUUAGCCAAGAAAAUUAAUAAGUUGAUCAUAAAACAAAAUUUAAAAGUUUAUUUAAUGCAUUAGGGGAAUGAAAUUGUCUAAUUUUUACAGACUUUUGAAGUGGUAAUAAAAUGCGUAUGCCUUGUAUAUACAGUGGCAUUUUAAGCAGGGCACAAUAAAGCAGGAGUCCUCUCUUCCUUCCACUAGUCCUAACCUCCGGAAGUUACUUAGCUUUAUUUUCAACAGAAAUGUUUGGUCUCCCAUGAACACAAUAAAGACUUUGUACUUUAGUGUGAAUCAGUAUGUACAUAUGUGUUUGUAUGUAUAAAUAUACGAAGCAAAGGGUUUUGAGAAGCAAUAUGCACCCUUGCUAUUUGUGACAAUUUCUUUUUUCAUUGUAAAAUCAGAAACACAAUCCAGUUAUUGGCAAUGAAAGAAGCAACAUCCUAAACAAUAAUUGUCUCCUAAAUACCACCUAUUUGUCUUCUGGCUGUGGAUCAUUAUAAAAUCAGAAACACAAUCCAGUUAUUGGCAAUGAAAGAAGCAACAUCCUAAACAAUAAUUGUCUCCUAAAUACCACCUAUUUGUCUUCUGCUGUGGAUUAGUAAUCAUGAAAACUUAACAAGAACACUGAGCCAA